Messenger RNA from Rotaria socialis, 432 nucleotides. NCBI's taxonomy places the organism in Eukaryota, Metazoa, Rotifera, Eurotatoria, Philodinida, Philodinidae. The record is from the annotation of a GenBank genome assembly.
AUGCGGAGAUCACGUAUUGAGAAGAUAGAGCAGUAUGCACGCUACCUUCGACAAGAUAUUCCAUCCGUGGAUGAUGAUAGGAAUACUCUCUGUCAAUGUACAAAUCUUCGAGCGUUUGGAAAGAAUUGUGAAUAUUUAUUACCGGUCGAAAAUGACACAUUUGAGGUUACACUUAAUUGGGAAAUUCAUCUGCGAUUUUUCCAUCAAGAAUACGCUCAAAAUUAUAGUGACAUUCUAUGUUAUACUACACUGGUGUGUGAUUCGGGUCGUCUAUGUCUCUACUGGUGGGAUAUCUGUGAUGGAGUUCAGCAAUGUAUGUUCGGUUAUGAUGAAGAAACGUGUGAUCUUCUUGAAUGCAAUGAAUGUGAUGAUGAUGAAUAUCGUUCUAUGAAUGGAAUGUGUAUUUCCCGAAGAAUAUUUUCUCGGUGGUAA